This is a messenger RNA of Cyclopterus lumpus (lumpfish), 1438 nucleotides long. RefSeq names its product ankyrin repeat domain 49 (gene ankrd49). The coding region runs from base 457 to 1155 and encodes 232 amino acids. Gene Ontology annotation, molecular function: protein binding. The record is from RefSeq and is a predicted model, not a curated record. Lineage: Eukaryota; Metazoa; Chordata; Actinopteri; Perciformes; Cyclopteridae. The transcript is spliced from 3 exons.
AUGAUCAGCUUAUAUUCCCUUAAGUAGUUAAAUAUCCCUGGUGUGUGGGAAUUGUUGUGGUUUUGACAUAAUAAUUGUUACUCCAAUGACAGGUUUCAAUGUUUCAACGUCAACGUAGAUUUCAAACACAACUAACGUUAAACCGUUGUACGUAAGCUAACGUCAACGUAAAAGGGGAAGUUGGCUUCACUUGCAGUCUUCAAGCACAUUGCAAUUCAUCAUCUGUUCUGUGUUUGACGUUGACGUAAAUGCCGUUAAAGGCGUCUAUAUUAACUGAAAUGAAUCUACUCCUCUGACUUCACGAUGGCUGCAGCACGUAAUGACGUCACACGCUCGUUAGUUAACGUAAACGUUAGCUACACAGUUGACGUUAGGUAACGUAAACAUUACACAGUUAACAAUAGGUUAGCUCAAGCUACAACAGCCCUACAGUUCAAACUGUUUAAAAAGUAAGUGAUGGAGUUUCCAGAAGAUUUCAACCAGCUUGAGCUUCUAAAUUCACAUGGACACCUAAUCCCCAGAGGGGCUAGCAGCCUGUGGACUGGAAGCAAGGAUGAGGAGGAAGAGGUGGAAGAAGAGGAGGGGGACCACAGCGAGGAGUGGUAUGGUGAAAAAGAAGAAACUCUCAAAGACAACCCAAAGGUGCUCAUUCUGUGGGCGGCAGAAAACCAACGCCUUGCAACAGUCCACAGGUUAUUAACUGCUGAUCCCUUGCUGGUGCACUGCUGUGAUGAGGACGGAUACACUCCACUACAUCGUGCAGCAUACAGCGGCCAUGUCGAUGUGGUUUCAGCGUUAAUCGCCGCUGGGUCAAAGGUUAACCCUCGCACCAUCGAUGGCUGGACGCCACUUCACAGCGCCUGCCGCUGGAGCCGUGUCACUGUGGCAAGUUUUCUUCUGCAACAUGGAGCCGAACUGAACGCCCAGACCAACGGUGGACUCACACCACUACACCUGGCCGCCUCCCACACCACCCCCUUCAGAACAGACUCUCCUCACACGUUGGAGCUCCUCCUCUCUCAACGCCACCUGAAGCCAGGGCUCCGCAGCAGCAGCGGGGAGACGGCCGGUGAGGUUGCCCGGCGUACUGGCCCACAUCACGUCCUGUUUGAGAUGGUAGAAGACUGUGUCAAUGUGGUACCAUCUCGUGAAUGAAAAAGAGAUGGUUUUUUUUACCUUCUUGUAAGUACAAUGGACAGCAGUUACAUGAAAGUAUUUUUUGCAUAUUUUAUAGAGAAGAUUUAGAGAAGAUUUAGAGUUUAGCAUCAUAUCAUAUUGCCAUUCAUUACUUGAACUUGUGUAAAUAUGUGAAACUAACGCUGACUGCAGGUUUUCAGCACUGAAUUUUAAUGAAGUAGCUUUAUCAAUGCAUAAAAAGCUAUAGGGGGUAAGUAUUAAACUGAAAACAGUGAGAAAUUAAAGUCAUAGACCAUACUGA